Molecule: messenger RNA, 807 nt
Organism: Lachancea sp. 'fantastica'
Lineage: Eukaryota; Fungi; Ascomycota; Saccharomycetes; Saccharomycetales; Saccharomycetaceae
Source: the annotation of a GenBank genome assembly
AUGGAGGUAGCGACGGAAAGUUUCUUAAGCAACAUCUUCGAAGCCCGGUAUUGGUUGUAUCCUCUUCAAGGGUUUGGUUAUGCCAUGUGGAUAAACCUGUUUUGGAAAGAAAUGACUUUGAUAUUUUUGACUUACCUGUCAAAGUUAACACUGGUAUCGGUGUUUUACUACUUGCUGUUAUUUCCUUUCGUUCUUGGCAUUAACACUGUAAUGUGGGGUCCACUGGGGAUAACUGUGGCAGUCGUCCACGCAAUAUUACAGGUCAAUAUGUACGCGUCCACACUGACCCGCCUUCACAGUGCCAAGUACGCGCCAUUGAUCAUGGAAAAACUUGUCCGCGCCAAAAACUCGAACAAUGCGAUUGUUGCAAGCCGCAUUUUUAUGCCCACUGUGCAACGUGCCAUUAGCGCAAAACCCAAAAGGCACUUGGCAAAAGCGGUUCCCAUCUUUUUGGCAAAAAUGACUCUCAAAUUGAGUUUCUAUUCCCUGAUAUUCAUGGUGUCUCUGAUACCUAUUGCAGGUGUUUUCCUGGUUAGGAUUAUCCGUUCCGGCACUGUUGGAUAUCUUUACUCAAUCCCAAUAUUGGCUGUCCAGAAACCACUGUCGCUAAAAAAAGGCGAAAUCUUCUACCGGGACCUGGGUAAAAACGUUGCAUUUGGUGUCGUUGGCGGAUUCUUGGAAUUGUUGCCAAUUUUUUCGGGCCUCUGUAUCGCAACUAAUUACAUUGGCCGUGGCUUAUGGCUUCUGGAUGAAAGUGCAAAGCUCGAACCCGGGGUUUCACCGAAGCAGUUCUUAGCUUCCUUAUAA